AGCCAUGCCGUGACCAGGCUCGGUCGCACGGCGCGGUCACAGUGUGAUGGGGUCGGGUCCCGCUUUGGUUCUGGCUACUUCGCUUUGACAGCCGAAGCGCAUCACGAAAGAGGCGGAGUGGCAGAGCCGACAGGCUCCCUCACCCAGAAGAGCAUGUUCGCUAAAGGCAAGGGCUCCGUUGUGCCAUCGGACAGCCAGGCACGGGAAAAGCUGGCCCUGUACGUGUACGAGUACCUGCUGCACGUUGGGGCGCAGAAGUCAGCGCAGACCUUCCUGUCGGAGAUCCGGUGGGAGAAGAACAUCACGCUAGGAGAGCCCCCAGGUUUCCUGCAUUCCUGGUGGUGUGUGUUCUGGGACCUGUACUGUGCAGCUCCUGAGAGGAGAGACACCUGUGAGCAUUCAAGUGAAGCAAAGGCCUUCCAUGAUUACAGUGCCGCUGCCGCCCCCAGCCCAGUGCUUGGCAGCAUCCCCCCCAACGAUGGAACGCCGGGGGGCCAGAUGCCUCCAGGAUACUUCCAGGGUCCCCCUGGCUCGCAGGCGUCGCCGCACGCUCAGGCUCCGCCCCUCCCGAACCCAAACAGCAUGAUGGGACCCCACGGGCAGCCCUUCAUGUCGCCCCGGUACGCUGGAGGACCCCGGCCGCCCGUCCGGAUGGGGAGCCAGCCUCCGGGAGGAGUUCCGGGUGGCCAACCUCUCCUCCCCAGUUCCAUGGACCACACGCGUCAGCAAGGACACCCGAAUUUAGGAGGACCAAUGCAGCGUAUGACUGCCCCGAGAGGAAUGGCUCCCAUGGGACCAGGACCGCAGAGCUAUGCGGGUGGGGUGAGGCCGCCCCUUAACUCCAUGGGUCCCGGCAUGCCAGUGAUGAACAUGGCUCCCGGAACCGGCCGGCCAUGGCAGAAUCCCACCAACGCCAACUCAAUUCCAUACUCCUCUUCCUCCCCCGGAUCCUAUGUGGGUCCGCCAGGCGGGGGGGCUCCGCCCGGCACACCCAUCAUGCCCAGUCCAGCAGAUUCCACCAACUCCAGUGACAACCUGUACACCAUGAUCACUAGUGGGGGUGGCCGGUCAAGUUUCCCCAUGGGUCCCAGCACGGAUGGUCCCAUGGGGCCCAUGGGCACCAUGGAGUCCCACCACAUGAAUGGGUCGCUAGGGUCAGCUGACCUGGACGGGCUUUCCAAGAAUUCUCCCAACAACUUAAGUGGCAUCAGUAAUGCCCCUGGCACCCCGAGGGAUGACGGCGAACUGGGGGGCAGCUUUCUGCACUCCUUCCAGAAUGAAAACUACUCUCCCACCAUGACAAUGAGUGUGUGAUGACCCCCCCACCCCCGUCAGAUGCCAUCUUGAAGAGCUGGGACAGUCUGAAGGAAGCAGGCAGACGCGCGUAGAGCCCCUGAGAUGUGACCCGCUUGGCUGCCAGCGGCGCGUCUGACCCCUUCGCCGGCUUUCCGGAUGGCAGCCCCCCCCUUCCCUCGCAGCCUGCACUUCCUGCUUUAACGCCAAGCCCCGCCCAGUCCAGUGUCAUAUGCAGGCAGAUGUAAAUCCCCACGUUUGAGUUUCCAGUCUCUGCGACGUGCUUGACUGUUCACCGCACGGGCCUCCCCUUCUCCCUGUUGCCGGCUUUGUAGGGCCAUUUGGAUGCUAAGCUGGGUGGAUGUUUUGUGAUCCGGAAGGUCCCAGCGCUCCUCAGCAUUUGGGCCUGGACCCUGCGGACUCUGCUGACGCCCCUCCCAAGCGUGAGCCAGCGCUGCCCCGGUUUUGGCCAUGUGACCUGGCGGGACACCACAGGGCUAAUCUGGACAGCCUCAGGUGCCCCGAUCUGCUCACGGCUCCUCCUGCCUCCGCGUCUCGAGGAACAGUCCCCAUGUUCUGGAACCUUCCUUGCAUUGUAUUUAAAUACAGGCCUGAGCUGUGAAAUAUGCACACAUAUAUACCGGGUGGGGGGGGAACUUGGGAUUGGUGACGUUGGUGCAGACAGGCCCUGCCUGGCGUCAAACGGCGUCAUGUGACACGUCAUGUGACCCCGCCUGCCGGCGGCUCUUAGCUCAGUACCUAAACCGCUGAAGGUUUCGUGCCUUCCCGUCUCCCGACCCAUGAAGUACCUCCUCUCUCAGACUUGCUCUUCUUGCCUGUUACAUGCUGCACUUGCUACAUGCAGCAUGAAUCUUUUUUAUGUGUUUAUGGGAUGGCGGUGGCUCGAGCUGUGCGCUAGCGUAGGAUCCCGCCAGACGCGGCCAGUGUCUCUUCUCCAUCCCUCCAUCCAGCGGACAUUUUGAACCUUGGGAUGAUUUUCCUUCUCGUUACCUGUCAUUAAUCUUUACCGUAACUUAUUUUUUGUCAUUGGUAUGGGAUGAUUACGGAUGUUCCCACCUCUAUCCAGCGUUGUAAUUAAUAUUAACAUAAACCUGGUCCUCUGCCA
Messenger RNA from Brienomyrus brachyistius, 2419 nucleotides. RefSeq names its product single stranded DNA binding protein 3a (gene ssbp3a). The record is from RefSeq and is a predicted model, not a curated record. Gene Ontology annotation, biological process: positive regulation of transcription by RNA polymerase II. The transcript has 18 exons. Gene Ontology annotation, molecular function: protein binding; single-stranded DNA binding. The coding region runs from base 154 to 1314 and encodes 386 amino acids. Lineage: Eukaryota; Metazoa; Chordata; Actinopteri; Osteoglossiformes; Mormyridae. Gene Ontology annotation, cellular component: nucleus.